Molecule: messenger RNA, 1167 nt
Organism: Ciona intestinalis (vase tunicate)
Lineage: Eukaryota; Metazoa; Chordata; Ascidiacea; Phlebobranchia; Cionidae
Source: RefSeq, a predicted model, not a curated record
UUAGCUAUUAUUGGGUAUUCGGCUGUAUAAAAGACAGGUAUUCAUAGGCUGUAAUGUGUAAAUUUACUAUUUCAUAUAGUAGGAUGGGGAAAGAUGGUACACCUUUAGCACAUAAUAUCCAAACACCCUCAUCGUGUUUUAAACAAUUAACAGCGGUAUUUGGUAGUCGCAGGGAUCAGGUUUUAUAAUUACUCGAAUUCUUUUUGUUUACUACCAAAUUAGAAGUGAAAAUUGAAUAAAAAUUUAUCCCAUCUCCCUCCACCCUACUCUUAAGGCCUGGCAAAGAAAAAGAGUUAGGCUAUACCAGCAAUAGUCUUAUUGUGUCUGAGGAUCCGAGACGUAUGUGGUACUGGUAUUUUAUGCUAUUGACGUAAUUCCCAUUGUGUUACAUAAUGUUGUCUCCGAGAGAGAAUGGGGGUUAAUAGAACAGUAGCAAGUUAUUGGUCACAGUUAACAUUACAUGAAAAUUUAGCUUUGCAAGAAGCCAGCAGCAGGCGGAAUUUUAUAUUUUCGUUAAUGGACAUUUUAAACACAACCAACACGGAAAAUUUCACUAACAAUGUAACAACAACAGUUGAACCCAAUAGUAAAAUCUCUGGUGACAGUCAUUGGGCGUACGGUUUUCUGGUGAUCAUAAUUUUCCUGUUUAUCUGCAACAGACGAAAUACGAGAACGAGGCGGGCGACGACGUCUUCUCAAACGGAAGUCACAACUAUAGCGAAUCAAAUACGACCGGCGACGAACGGUACUUCUCCAGUUGCGGCAGAGAGUCCACCAACGGCUGGUACUUCAGCCAGUGCAAAUCCACCGGACUAUGAUACGCUGGUCAUGAUAAACGAAAACUCACCGAGUUCCGGUGUUCAUCGAAAUACGGCAUUGCCAGGAGUCGGCUUACCGACCAAUGCGCAAGAAAAUGAAUCAGAACAAGCUCCUCCGUCCUAUCAAGCUGCGACGCAAAGUAGCUUUAGUUAAUGAAACUCCAUAUUAUUUGUUGCAGUACUUGCACUUUCUUUUACUACUGUGUGUUAAAUGUGUUUACGUUUUCAAACAUAUUUAAUUUGCCAUUAAAGCCAUAGAAAAGGUGUUUGUAUGAUUCUGUUUAAUAUUACCAAAAAUGAAUUGUUCCAAUGGUGCUGCAUUUCAAUAAAAUAUGCGUUUAAAGGGAAA